AUGGCCUUGUUAAUUGUCUCCAUCAACCUCUACACGCAAGCGCUGAGAUUAACCUUUAUUGAACUUAUUGGAAGGAAGUUAGGUGAGUUUAAAAUGAACAAAUUUAACAAAAAUUCGAACAACAAUCACUCCGAAAGUUAUAAAAGUCGUGUAGAGAGCCGUUCAAAGCCAACAUUACCAAACUCUGACACCAAAGAUAUAUAUGAAAAUGACGAACACAUGAAAUCUCACAUUCGAAAUGGGAAUGUUUUCCGUCAAUUAAAAAAAGACAUCAGCCUGUGUUACAACAACGUUACGCAUAAAGCAGAAGUACGAAUUGACAGUAGGGAAAAUUUUUCAAGACUAGACGACAAUCGUGACAUCAGACGCUACUACAACUACACUUUCACGAAUAAUCGAUUUUACGUCAGAACUGUGAGCUUCGAGAAAAAACAGAAUCCGUCAAAUUUAAAAAAAAACUGCAGUCCCACAAAGCAGUGCAAACUUUUAACAGGCCGCAGAACUGUGAGCAUGGAGAAGAGAGAGAAUCCAUCUGCGGCCUUGAAUAGUGUAGCUGGUCAGCCAAACUCGAUGUACAACUCAUCAAAAUUCAGACUGGUCAAUGAUGACCGCAAACUUGUUCAUUACGGUUUUCUUGAAGUUCGUGGCAAGGACAGGAAAGGUCGCAAGAUAUGGCGGACUGUAUGCGGGGUCGAUUGGGACGCGGUUAGUGCUGACCUCGCGUGUAGAGCCAUGAAUUACGAGAAGGGAACAACGGUCAGGAACAUGAUGGGAUUCUCGGAGUACAACCACAGAACUGACGACAAAUACAUCAACUGCGAAAAAUCGCAUGGGAAUUUUGACAAUUGCUAUAAUAUAAUGCAACCCAGUGAGGAGUGCAGAGGCGAAAGUUUCAUACCAGCCUACCUGCGCUGUCUAAAGGCGAACCCGUCGUCAGUGAAGUCAAUGAAGGAGACAGAAGAUGGCGUGCAUCACGCCGCUUCCUACAUGCUCGAUGGAAAACUCAUUCCUAUCAGCGCCGAAGGUUGGAAUGAUUUAGCGACCAACCUGCUCUGCAGACAUCUGGGUUGGGCGUACGGUACGUAUAUAACGAAAGUAUUACAGAAGCCUGUGGACCUCGUGAAAUUUUCAUGCAAGUACACCGACAAUCGCUCGCUUACAAUUAACGAUUGCAAAUACAUGAUACACCUACACAACCAGACCAUCGCCGUCAACUGCUUCAUGUCCUACGUCCACAGAGUCAUAGAGCCGAGACACAACAUAAUUAUCAGGCAGUUGGAUAGGGGCAACAUGAACAUAACAAUGAUCAUCAAGAAAAUGAUCAAAUCAAUUGUCAUCAACGCCUUUAGUAACGUUGACUUUGAGUGUGAGCAGUUAAGUUUGGAAGGUGUGGAGUUAAAUUUACUGGAGGAGUUGCUGAUUGGAGCUAACCUCACUAUGUACAUGAAUUUCUGCAACAAGUCCAAUCCCGAUACAUUCACCUUCAUCAACUUCACCUACUAUACCAUGAAAAAUCGUCGUCUGACAAGAGGUCGCAAGUACUUCGCGUACGUAGUCCUGUUUGGGGCGUGCUUCCUAUUCUUCCUGGUGGCCAUCAUCUUUUUACUGGUCUACAAAUGUAAACACAUCCGACAAAGGAAGAGUCUUAGCUCGGUGCAAACUGGACAAACUAGCCAAACCGAUUCUUUUGAUAAAUGA
This is a messenger RNA of Helobdella robusta, 1698 nucleotides long. RefSeq lists its product as hypothetical. Gene Ontology annotation, cellular component: membrane. The coding region runs from base 1 to 1698 and encodes 565 amino acids. The record is from RefSeq and is a predicted model, not a curated record. The transcript is spliced from 6 exons. NCBI's taxonomy places the organism in Eukaryota, Metazoa, Annelida, Clitellata, Rhynchobdellida, Glossiphoniidae.